Messenger RNA from Ostreobium quekettii, 1719 nucleotides. The record is from the annotation of a GenBank genome assembly. Lineage: Eukaryota; Viridiplantae; Chlorophyta; Ulvophyceae; Bryopsidales; Ostreobiaceae.
GGGGGUGCUGUGAUUCAAAGCCCGGGGCGCUGUGGCAUUUUGAAGGUCCCUCCAGGGGCGACCUCCCGCGAGAUGGAACCCCAUGAUGCGCAUGCCGGGCAGUUUGCUCGGCCGUUGGUUGAGGAGGGGGACGCAGAUCAAGCAGAAGCGAACGGGGGAGCGGAGGAGAAGGCGGAUGGUUCGGCAUGCGGCCAGUUCACAAAGGAGGCACCGGGACCGCAUCCCCCUUGCGACCUGCCGUGGCGUACAGCCGCGCCCGAUGUGCCGCACGGACCACAAUGCAGUGACGAUCAAGAUUUGGUGAUUGGUGACGAGAAUGGACAGGCCAGUUGCGGGCCCAACGCCAUUGAGGAGCUGCCGAAGUUGAAUGGCAAGCCUGUGAACAAAUGUGUGCAAUGCGGAGCCACAGAUACGCCACAAUGGAGGAACGGGCCAUCGGGUCCCCGGUCGUUGUGCAAUGCUUGUGGGAUAAGGAUGCACAGGCGGAGCAUGAGGGAAGGCGGAGGGAAGCCGCUACGGAAGGGCGCCAUAAAGAAACGCAAGAACGCUGACCCCCGCCCGUUCUUCCUCUUCCCCCAAGGCCAUCUGGGAGCACCCAAGGUGCAGACGACUGUCCCCGCAGUCGCUCACACACAGCUGGCUCUUUCCCGGCCCCCCCUGUCACCACCCAACUUUUCGGUACAAGGUCCUGGAUGCGAUCCCUACAUUCCUGUGAAGGACGUUCAUGUGGCCAACGGGAGUGUGCAAGUGGCGCCGAAAUCGGAUGUUGCCAAAAGGGAGUGCGGCGAUGUUAUGCCGAUGGUUGGCACGGAGGCCCUUGGUGGCGAGACCCAGGCACGGCCCUUUGUUGCAGCCCCUCCAACACCGCUCCCUUCCAGAGAGGCUGAGCGCCGUCCCAAGCGGCAGGCGGCCCUUGCGUCCAGGGAGACCACCAAGAGGGUGGCCUCCGCGAUGAGGAGGCACCCGCGGCAGCAACAACCUCCAAAGUCCCCGGAGCCCAACGAGCGGGAUGCCCACGACGACGACAGCGCCCGCGCUUCCCCCUCACCCGCGGCCAUCCGACCCGACGCCUCGCCCGCGCCGCACCGCCGCACCGCUACCCCCACCCCAUCAGCAUGCACGCAAGUCAACGAAAAAGUCAACGCCAAAGUCAACGAAAAGGUCGACGAAAAAGUCAAGGACCCGCUAGCCGGGUUCAGGCGAAUGGCCGAGGUGACCGAGGUGGACGCGGCGAUCCAGCUGAUGGCGCUGUGCCGGGCGCCACCAGAUGGUCCCCAGGGACCGCCGGGCGGGCCCAUGGGACCGACGCCGGAUUGCGGCGCCGGAUCGCACGGAUCGGCAGGAUCUGGGGAUGGCCCCUUUUUCGAUUUCCAAAAAGGUAUCGAUGGGGAGGUGGGCGGCGGGUUGGGCGAGGUGGAGUGCAUGUACACAGAGGUGGUGAGGGCGGAGUGGGAGUGGCAGGCCGCAGAGAAGGCCGUGCAGGCGGUGGCCAAGUCCCUGGCGUCCUUAACCGCGGAGGCCGCCCAGGCCAGGAAGCGCUACCGUGACCUGUCGGGGAUGCUCCAGAGGCGCUCUCGAAACAAGCAGCUCAGGGCUCCCCAGUGGGCGGGGGCCCCCGGGCCCAAGUCCGGCCUGGGACCUGCCACUGAGACGGGUGAAGGCAACAAAUCCAAGCCACAUGAGUUUGCUCGUCGCUGCGGCGCCAACAGAGGAAGUUGA